This is a messenger RNA of Pogona vitticeps (central bearded dragon), 5973 nucleotides long. It is a transcript of the gene TMEM184B, whose product is annotated as transmembrane protein 184B. The record is from RefSeq and is a predicted model, not a curated record. NCBI's taxonomy places the organism in Eukaryota, Metazoa, Chordata, Lepidosauria, Squamata, Agamidae.
ACCAGCUUGGCGCCUGCGCAGAACUUGUCUCCUAUUUUUGUCCGUCUGGCCAGCCUCCCCUGCGUUUUCAGCACCCGCUGCUUGCCGCCGUCCGCGAACCGUUCCGGGCCGCGGCGAGACGCCCCCAAACCCAGGACACCGAAGCCGUUCGGCGACGGGGGAAGAAGAGGACGGGACGGAGCGGCUGAAAAGCCACGGGCUUGCCACGGGGAAGGGCAACUCGGCCUGCUCCAUGGGCUCCUGAGGGCCUCUCGCUUUCUGCCCCGGCCCCCCGAGGGACGGAAGGGUCCCAGCCUCAGGAAGGCAGAAAGGGGGGGGGGACGGGAGGCGCGGCGGCGGCGAGGAGGACCGUCCGUCCCGGGGCUGAUGCGUGCUGUGCCGCGUGGCGAGCUUUGCGGCUUAAAGGAUCCACAACUGCAAGGUGACUACAAAAAUACAUGAUGAUUGUAGUGACUGGAGUAAUGUCAGCACCUGACUUGGGCUUUCCUGACAGCACCCGUGCUGCAGCCCCCAAUUUAUCCUGGAUGCCCGAGGAUGGCAGACCCACUGCUGUGGAGCAACCAAUAUUCCUAAUGACUACAGCUGCCCAGGCCAUCUCAGGUUUCUUUGUGUGGACAGCUUUGCUCAUCACCUGCCAUCAGAUCUAUAUGCAUCUGCGUUGCUACAGUUGCCCCAAUGAGCAGCGCUAUAUUGUCCGGAUUCUUUUCAUUGUGCCCAUUUAUGCUGUUGAUUCAUGGCUCAGCCUCCUUUUCUUCACCAAUGACCAGUACUAUGUGUAUUUUGGCACAGUGAGGGACUGCUAUGAAGCUUUUGUCAUCUACAACUUUCUUAGCCUUUGUUAUGAGUACCUCGGAGGAGAGAGCUCUAUCAUGUCUGAGAUCAGAGGGAAGCCUAUUGAGUCCAGCUGUAUAUAUGGAACAUGUUGCCUGUGGGGAAAGACAUACUCCAUUGGAUUUCUUAGAUUCUGCAAGCAGGCCACUCUGCAGUUUUGUGUGGUUAAGCCCCUCAUGGCAAUUAUUACAGUUAUCCUUCAAGCAUUUGGCAAGUACCAGGAUGGGGACUUUGAUGUCACGAGUGGGUAUCUCUAUGUGACAAUCAUUUACAAUAUAUCUGUCAGUUUGGCUCUUUAUGCCCUCUUCCUGUUCUACUUUGCUACACGUGAACUGCUCAGUCCCUACAGUCCAGUCCUGAAAUUCUUCAUGGUCAAGUCUGUCAUUUUCCUGUCCUUCUGGCAAGGGAUGCUAUUAGCCAUUCUGGAGAAGUGCGGUGCAAUCCCUAAGAUUGACUCAGCCAGUGUAUCUGUAGGCGAGGGGACAGUGGCAGCUGGCUACCAGGAUUUCAUUAUCUGUGUGGAAAUGUUCUUCGCGUCCAUUGCCCUACGUCAUGCAUUCACAUACAAGGUCUAUGCAGACAAGCGUCUAGAUGCACAAGCUGUUCCAUCAUAUGGGCCAUAUGGCCGCUGUGCCCCCAUGAAGAGCAUCUCUAGCAGCCUUAAGGAGACCAUGAAUCCCAAUGACAUUGUACAAGAUGCCAUUCACAAUUUCUCCCCAGCCUACCAACAGUAUACUCAGCAGUCAACCUUAGAACAUGGACCACCCUGGCGUAAUGGAGGCCAUAUCAUCUCACGAUCCCAUAGCAAUUCUGGUGCUCGUGACAAUGAGAAGACUCUGCUUCUGAGCUCAGAUGAUGAAUUUUAAAGUAGUGAUAUCAUACACCACAGCCUGGAACUUUCCCUUUAUUUAUUGAACCAGAAACACAGGUCAUAUUUCCUCUCCACUUUAAAAAAAAUGGUGCUCAAGUCAGGAAUGGGUACUUCCUGUUGCCGCCUAUCAGCCUGGACUAUUGUGGUUAAUGCGGGUGGGGUGAACUCUCUUUUGCUAAAGGUUUAACAGCAGGAUAUGUUAUUAAAUAGGUAAGAGUAAUAGAACACUAGAUCCACUUGCACAGAAUAGGAAAAAGGUCAAAGAUGAAUGGAAUAUGCAUAUUUGAUAGGCUUUCUGCCUUUUUUGAAAGAGGGAAGAUGAUGGUAGCAGGUAGCAGACAAGAAGCUCAGUGAAUAGAGACUAUCUCUACCCAUUUGCUAAGUUGUCUAGAAUAUGACUGCCUGUAAUCACCAGUAGCAAAAAUAUCUUUUCUCCAUUGCACUACUAAGAUGCAUUUCCAUUCACUUGUUUCUGAAAAGUUUUUUGAGAUUUAGGUUGAAUCCUAUCCUCAUCUAUCAUCUCGACAUUAACUUUGACCAAGUUUUCAACCAUAAUCAGAAAUCCUUUUGUUAUAACCCGUAGUGUGGUAGUCACAUGUGCAGUCUGCUAAUUAUGAGCAUUAUGUGCUUCAUAGUAGUAUACCAAUAUUCUGCUUUAGAAUGGGGGCAGCACGUUUGAGAGAAAAGAAAGGAAACAACUUCUGGAUUGAGACAGUGCACAGAUGUGAAACUUCUUUCUACUUGGUGAGGUUUUGGGUCAAUGUUGUAUUGGGUUACUUGCCCAACAUUUCAAAGGAAUACAAGGCACUUCUCCCCCACCCUCUGAAAAAAAAGAAAGAAAAGAAAAGAAUUGCAUAAUCGGUAGAAGAAGAGAUAGCUCUCUUAGAAGCUAAUGGAUACACUCCAGUAAUAUUUCAUGCAACAAACUGCCACAAAUGUUGCAUAAGUAUGCACAUUCCCAGCCCAGCUAGGUGGGUGGAUAAAAAUGCCUUCCCAUCCCUUCACUUCAUUAUGGAUGAGGACCACACUGGAUGUUUUCCCUCUGUCCUACAGGCAUGGUUUCUGUUCAGCUAACUCAAUUCAUAUGUAAAGGUCUGCUUGAACCAUGCACAGCUCCCCAGUACUGAUUAAGUCAUGUGUUCAAGCAUUUACUUCUACAAUUAUGUAGUCAUUAAUUUUCAUUCUUUUCCAUUACUGUUUUGGGUGUUCUAUAGACACUAACGUUAAAAUGACUUUACUUUGUUCCUCUUCUUGUACUUCCUUGUGUUUUAAAUUCCAGCACACCAUUUGCAGAGUACCAGUUCUUUUUGCUGAUGUCAAUAGUUUAUCUUUGUUAAUAGUUAAUUUCAAGUGCCUGUGGGAUAAGCUUUUGUCUGGGAUGGUUAACAAUCCACUUUCUUUUUCCCUUCUGGGUCUGUAAGUGUUUAACCAAGAGACGUAAACAUAUCUAUAUGAUGUACUUCUAUUAUCUCGCUGUUACAUUCUUUACUGCCCAUCUGAUUUUACAGAAUUGAAUAUUGGUUUUCCAUUAAGCUAUUAAGAUUCACAUGCCUCUUUACAGAACAUUAGUAUUUAAAAAUGACAAGCUUCUUUCACAAGCUGAAAAGCCAGCCAGGCACUGGCUUCAGCAGACAUUUUGGUGUGUUGAUGAUUCGAAGUUGGAAAGUACAAUAGAAUAAAAUAAAGUAUAUUGGCACUUCUCUGCUGCUGUUGUAGUUAACUGUGCCUGUAUUAGCACAGUCCACAAAUAACGGGAAUAACAUUAGAUCUCUGCCUUCCCUGACACCUCUCUCAAUUCCUCUUCCUCAUCCGCUGUCAGUAAUGCUCAUUCUGUUCUUAGCAGCUAUAUGUCUCUUUCCCAUAGCUCUCUGUGUUUUUAACUCCUUCUGUAGAGAAUUCAGAAAAGAGAAUCUCGGGGGUUUGACUUUUGUGUUCCUUUUCUCUGUGCCUUAAUAUUUUCACUCCCUUGCAAGUACUAUAUUGAGAUCUUAAGUGCAGUAGUAGCAGCAGCCCUUUAGCCAAGUUCUGUUCGAUUGGGCAAGAGUGCACUUGUGUGUUAGGCAGGUUUGCUGAGGCUUGUGGCUAUUCUUCCUGGAGUGAUUGUUGUUUGCUGCUGUAGUUCGCACUUCAUUUAUUCCAGAAGAAACUAAGUAGAGGUUAGAAUGGUGGAGCACAACAGCGCCAUUCAUAUCCCAUGCUCAAAAUAGCCAGAGAGGUUGACAGUACAAGAGAUGAAAGAAGUAGAAGAAAAGAUUUAAAAGUGAUUUGUUUCUGUAAAUUAAUUAUGAACAAAAAGCCAAAAAGUCUCUCGCUUGCUUGCUCUCUCCUUAUAGUUAAGCCUGUGCAGUAUUGACUUGUGGAUUGGCUUUUAUAAUCUUGCUGCUGCUUUGGAAAGAAAAGAAAAACACCCAGCAGACUAUUAGUAUAUAUCUGGCAUCUCAGGUCCUAACUCUAUUUGAUAUUUCCAAGCAGAGUAGACCCAUUGAGUAAGUAUGACUUAUGUGAAUGUUGAUGUACCAUUUAGCAGUUGCUUUGAUAGGUCUGCUUUAGUUGGGAUUAGCAAUUGGAUUUAGACCCAAUUGUUAAUUUAUAACAGACCAAGUUUUAAUUUGUGCCUCUGCAGCUGAAGGAUGAUCCUAAGCUGUUCUGUCAGAAGAUCCCAUAUUUCCUUUUUAGCACUAAAUACUGCCUUCUGUGAGCAUCUCUUACAGAACUUUGCCAGAUCAGCACAACUAUAUUUUCAUAGUUGUGCCAUCUUGGCACAGAACAACUGUAGGCUUUUGCCCCAGUUGUAGAGCUAAGGUCAGGUCUCCACUCUUUGGUGAGAGGAUAGUUAUUACUUUGUGCCAGGAGUUGGACUUUUUCAUGUAUUUGUGACAUAUAGGCUGAAAUCCUGUUGUGUAACUUGGUGUCACAUAAGGCUGCUGGUGUCAUCAGCUAUGGCUGUUUUUCAGGAAUUAAAAUUUUAACCCCACAUUCGAGAGUUCAUCCUGGAGAGGCCUUUGGGGACUGUGGAAUGGGGAGAGAGGGUCUUUAAUAUCUGAAAAUCACUGCCAGUCAUAAGAUCCUCUCAAAAGUGGUACUUUUUGAACAUUGAAGACUCCCUCCUCUGGUCCGACAGCACCCAAAGUCUUCCCUGGGGUGAAAGAGAACUUCAGAUCCUGCAGACUGUUAUGUGUCAAAAUCUUUUAUUUCCUAAAAAACAGCUGUAGCUGAUGACAUCAUUGGCCUCAGGUAGCACAAAGUUGCACAACAGGAUUUCAGCAAGGUAUAGAUUGAAGAAACCAUUAAAAUGUAUACAAUAUUUUUAUUCAUUUUCACUUUAAAUUUAGGAAUAUGAGAAAGAUAGAAUAUUAGUAUGUUCACUUGUAUUUUUUUAUGGGACUGUUUAUCCACCUUUAGCUUCCAUAUUGUUCCCAGCUGUGUACCCGCUCACAACAUGCACCAUUACAUUUUACUUGCGGUUGAAAAUAAAUCUUGUUGAAAGAAAAUAACGGAUAUGGCUGAAGUCUAUGCUGCUGAUUUGGAGGUAUUUCAGUGUUGGGUGGAGAGUUAUAUAUUUUUGUUAUUUUUAAAAAAUAUUGUGCAUUGGAGCUGAUUGCUCUUUAAGCUCUCUGUAAGUAGUGGGUCCAAGUAGAUGUAACCCCCUCAAAGCAAUAAAGCCAUAUCAAAACCCCUGAGAUGGGGAAAAUUCCCUUUUUUAAACUACAACAUCCAGAAAAUCCCAGUUAUGUAGGCAAGGACAUUCUGGGAGGUGGAGUUCAGAACUGUAACUUUUUCCAUCUUUGGAAAAUGGCAGUGUGAAAAAAAAAAUUGGUGGGGAUGUUUGAUGUCCCUCAAGGCAAGAAAGGGAUAGGGCCAAAGAGCUUGACCCUCAAUACAGCAAUGAUCAUGCAUUCCAGUUAGGGCUUCUCAGUGGCUGAUCAUUUAAUAGAUGUGCAUAUACACUUGAUCCCAUUAGAAAUCUCUUGACAUUGCUCACUCCCUCAAAUUUUCUUUUCUCCUUGUCCUUAUUUUUACCAUGUAACAUACUCCCUAGAAAUUUGUUUUUACUAUUUUUCCAUGUAGUUUAGAUCUUUGUAUAUAAAUGACUGGGAAAAAAUAUACCCUGUAUGAUAAGAAAGAGUUACCUAGUUUUGUACCUAUCCUGUAAUAACUGAUGUGAGCUUAGGGACAAGCUACUGUCUCUAUUUUGGUCUCUGUGAUACUGUACUGCUCUGCAGAAACAAGCAAAUAUGACAAAUAAAAAUAUAGAGAUAAUAUAGAUUGUA